Trichomonas vaginalis G3 is the source of this 1485-nucleotide messenger RNA. RefSeq names its product protein phosphatase regulator protein. The record is from RefSeq and is a predicted model, not a curated record. Gene Ontology annotation, biological process: signal transduction. The transcript has a single exon. Gene Ontology annotation, molecular function: protein phosphatase regulator activity. Bases 1 to 1485 code for a protein of 494 amino acids. Gene Ontology annotation, cellular component: protein phosphatase type 2A complex. NCBI's taxonomy places the organism in Eukaryota, Parabasalia, Trichomonadida, Trichomonadidae.
AUGUAUGAUUUAAUUUCGAACAACCAGAGAAAAAGCGCUAGCACGCGUCUUGAUCAUCCGCCUUCAGCUCCAGCAACGAAAAGUCUAAUUGGGAACUCUCUACCUAAAUUACGAACAAAUCCGAGAGUGGGACCACCAGGAGGGUCAACUUCAGCAAGAAACUCUCUACUUUUACCUUUUUCAGAAGUUACAGCUACAAUUUCGAAUAAUAACGAAGAAGAUUCAAUGCCAUUAUCACCAGCAGCUACAUCUCAUCUCGUUGAAAUUCUACAAUACUGCAAAACAAUUAUAGAUUUUAAUAACCCACAAACUAUGAAUAGUAGAUGCAAAAAAGCAGAUUAUUUAACUCGUUUAUUUAAUAGUGUUAAUAAUGUUCAUGUUUUUAGAAAUUUAACAGAUGAUAUUAGAGCUGAAAUCUUCGAAAUGAUAAAAAUCAAUCUAAUUCGUGAAAUACCACCUAUUCCACUCACAAUUAUUUACGCAGAUUCAAGAGUUCCUCUAAAUACAAACAGCUGGCUUCAUCUUUCGUUAAUACAUAGAAUAUUAUUCUCAUUUGUUUCUAAUUCAGAAGUUUCUCAGCUACAAAAUUUGUUGACAAAGGAAUUUCUCACAAAUUUUGUAGCUUUAUUAGAAAGUCCUGAUCCAAAAGAGACUGCUGCUGUAGAAACAUUUGUAUUAUUAGUAUUUGACUCAGUUUCUGGUUAUAGACAAAUUUUAUUUCAAAUAAUUCUUCGCCAGAUUCUUAAAUACCAAGAAAACUUCGCUCUAUACUCAUGCGUUGCUCCAUGCCUACGAUUUUUACUCCAUUUCCUUAAAGCCCAGCCUCUUCCUUUGAAACCUACAUUUUUCCAGAUGUAUAAGACCAUAAUCUUCCCACUAAUGUCAUCCCAGCUCUCCUCAGAGUUCUUCUCGCCCUUUAACCAGCUCGCGGAGUUCUUUGUCCAGCAAGAUCCGACAAUUUCUACUUGGACAUUGCAAGAAAUGGUCAAGCACUGGCCGAAAACAGAUACGAACAAGGAGUGCUCGUUCAUCAGCCAUUUUACUUACAUCGCGCCUUAUAUUCCUCCAAAUGACAUUUUGGAAAGUGGAAAAAUCAUAUUUUCUAUUCUGAAGCAGUCCUUGGAGUCCUUGAAUUUUAAGACAAACGUGGCCGCUUUAAACGUUAUUUCGAAUAGAAAUUUCAUUAUUGUUUUUUCUGCUUUUGCUUCUCAAUUAAUUCCACUUAUAAUGAACGGUGUGAACAAGUGCAGUCAGCACUGGAACGUUGCUGUCCAGAAAUCUGCAAUUGACGCUGUAAGAGUUUUAGUAUCUGUUCUUUCUGACAUCGAAAAGGGAAUUGACCUGUCUCUGUUGGAGAAGGAGGCCCAGGAGAAGGAGACUGUCCUGAUUAGUGGCUGGAAUUUCGUUUUAGAUGAGGCAAGUAAGAAUGAUUCGACACUUGAUGUCGAAACUAUCAAAGAGAAUAUAAGCAAGCUCAUAGUAUAA